GUUACCAUAACAGAUUUCGGUUUAGCAUAUCACAAAACCAUUGAUUCAAAUGAAACAGAAUCCACUGUUGGUACAUUAUUUUAUGCCUGUCCAGAAAUGGUACAGUGUCUUCCGUAUGGUGAAGGUGCAGAUAUAUGGGCACUUGGUUGUAUUUUAUAUCAGAUAUGUACAUUCACUUCACCAUUUCAAGGUGAAUGUAUUCUUAGUACUGCAUCACGCAUAGUUAAAGGUGACUAUGAAUCAGUUGAAAUGAAAUGCCCAAAUCAAUAUUCUCAUCUUGUUGAUCAAAUCAUUAAAGUAUGUCUACAACCUGAUCCAGUUCAAAGACCUGAUAUAAUAG
This is a messenger RNA of Schistosoma turkestanicum, 340 nucleotides long. The record is from the annotation of a GenBank genome assembly. Lineage: Eukaryota; Metazoa; Platyhelminthes; Trematoda; Strigeidida; Schistosomatidae.